GCGUUCUCUAUGACGCAAUGUCCGCGCCAGCUUGGCUCUAAUCGCUGCUUUGUAGCAUUGCAUGUCACAGUAAAAUUGUUUGGAAUACGCGCGCGGGUAAAGCGCGCAUAACGUUACUGCGCCCCGACCUAGAUCAGCGCGAGGAAAGAUUGGUGUCUGCGCACUGGCGAAGAGAGAAGAAAAACCACAGAGACCUCCAAAAACCGAGGCAAAUCACGUAUUUGUUCAUUUCGUGGAAUCAACGGAUGCUGCUGGACAGUGGAAACCCGAGUUAGCCUCCCGACUUUCUCCUUCAAGUAGCCUACUUCUUUGGGAUGGGCUAUUUUCAUAACGUCAUUUCAUUCCUCCCUCUUUUUCAUUUUCUCUUUCUUUGAUGCUUUCUCCCACCAUUUCCUAAAUGGAACAGAUUGCAAAACCCCACGCGUUUCCUUGCCUGCAAAGUUUGAUUUCAGACUUGUACACAGUUCGCGCGGUUUCUUUUCCUAGGCGCCCCUUGAUUUUUGGACGACAGACACUUUAACGUACUUGAAGUGGAAGUCAGAAGUGGCGGCGGUGGAAGUGUUAAUCAUGACGAGGCUUACCAUGAUUAACUGAAAAAUGAUCCACUAGCUGGUCGGUGUUUUGCCACUUUUCGAGUCACGCGCUCCUUUUGAACAUGAUGUAUUCUCCUCUCUGUCUAACUCAGAAACAAACCUCAGUACUCAAGGGGGUGAUUGAGUUACCUUCAAAUGUCUGUGCCAUUAAACUGGAUGUGUUAAUUUCUCUGGGAGUUGAUGGAUCCUCCCUGAUGGACUUUCUCAGCCUCCCCAGUUGACAGCUUUGAUUCAUGUGUCCGCCUACUCACUCUGAGUGCAGGUUAGGACACCUUCUUGUGAAAAAGGACAAUCCAGAUCCUGAUUCAUUAAGAAACCAAACAGCAAACAGCAUUCUCAGUUCUUAAGCUCAUUGUCCACACACCACAGUUUCUCCUGAGAGAGGAUGGUUAGCAAGCACCCCCACCCUCCAUUAUGAUGCUGCAUGGCUGAAGGCUGACUCAACGAUUGUGCAGAAGAGACAGAGAGGGGAAAAGAAAGAGGCAGUGUGACUCACAGAACAUCCACUUUGAUCCACUCAGCAUUCAGAACAUCAUCUUCCAUCAGCCCACUGGGCACAGAGGACUGCAGCUUAGUUCUGUGUCUUUGAUAAAGAAUGAAUCCAAUGUAUCAGGAUGAAUUCCAUCCAUUCAUUGAAGCACUGCUGCCGCAUGUGCGUGCCUUCGCCUACACCUGGUUCAACCUGCAAGCCCGCAAGCGCAAAUAUUUUAAAAAGCACGAAAAGCGAAUGACCAAGGACGAAGAGCGCGCCGUCAAAGACGAACUCCUAGGCGAGAAGCCUGAGGUCAAACAGAAGUGGGCGUCGCGCCUCCUUGCCAAGCUCCGCAAAGACAUCCGGCCAGAGUGUCGGGAGGACUUUGUGCUGUCCAUCACAGGGAAAAAGCAGCCGUGUUGUGUCCUCUCAAACCCAGACCAGAAGGGGAAGAUGAGGCGCAUAGAUUGUCUGCGGCAGGCGGAUAAAGUCUGGCGUCUGGACCUGGUGAUGGUGAUUCUGUUCAAGGGCAUCCCGCUGGAGAGCACAGAUGGGGAGCGUCUGGCCAAAGGUGGCCAGUGUUCCAAUCCCAUCCUAUGCGUUCAGCCCCAUCACAUCAGCGUGUCCGUUAAAGAGCUGGACCUCUACCUCGCCUACUUCGUGCAGGAGAGAGAGGCUGAACAGAGCAGCAGUCCUCGCACAGGCAUUGGUUCAGAUCAGGAGGACAGUCGAGCAGCCACCAUGGAUGCUCCAGAGUUUCAAGAGAGCUUUGUAACUUCGGGGGUCUUCAGUGUAACAGAGCUGGUGCAAGUAUCAAGAACACCAGUGGUGACGGGCACAGGGCCAAACUUCUCUCUUGGAGAGCUGCAGGGUCAUCUUUCUUAUGAUUUGAACCCUUCAGGUGUAGGAAUGAGAAGAACCCUACCAAGCACCUCCUCUAGUGGAAGUAAGAGACACAAGUCGGGAUCCAUGGAGGAUGAUAUAGACACCAGCCCAGGGGGCGAGUACUACACCUCUCCCAAUUCGCCCGCCAGCAGUUCACGCAACUGGCCGGAGGAUAUGGAAGGAGGAAUCUCCCCUACAGUUAAGAAGACAGAGAUGGAUAGUCCGUCUCCUCAGGAGAGCUCACCACGCCUUGGCUUCACACAGCACCACAGACCUGUCAUUGCCGUGCACAGCGGUAUCUCUCGGAAUCCACACCCCUCCACGUCUCUGCACUUCCCCGGUGGCCCCAUCCUCCCCCAGACUGCCUCCACCUACUUCCCGCACACGGCUAUCCGGUACCCCCCACACCUCAGCUCUCAAGAUCCGCUCAAGGACCUGGUUUCUCUGGCCUGUGACCCGUCCAAUCAACAGCCCAGCCCGCUGAAUGGCAGUGGUCAGGUGAAGGUAUCCAGUCACUACAUCACCUCUCAGAUGCUGGCCCCCCCGCCUCCCCCUGGCUUACCCCGACUGACGCUGCCCCCUGAGUCCAAAUCCAGCACCACCUCUACAGACGCAGCCGCCAGUUCACCCACCUCCCCCACAUACUCUGCUCCCGGGACACCACCUGCCAACCGCUCCUUCUUAGGAAUUGGCUCUCGAGACCCUGGCAGUCUUUAUCAGGCACAGUCCUGGUAUCUGGGGAACUAAAAACAAACACACAGACAAACCCAAGGAGGCACGGACAUGGAUCUGAGAUUCAAAACUUGUUUGUGGAAUUUACAAGAAAACAAAUUGUGAACGAGAUGCAAGAGGGAAAUCAGAUUUAAAUGCAGUAUUUGUAUAUAUACACACACAUAUAUCUAUACACAAUAUUUGUGUAUAGAUAUAUGUGAACACAUAUUUAUAUAUGCAUAACAACAUAUGAGAUCCAAUACACUGUUUUGAAAAGACAAUGGAAACAGAGAAGAGCAUAAAAGAGAAAGGCCAUAGAUGGAACGGAAGAAAAGAAGAGAAACGAGGAGAGAUUAAACAAGGAUGUUUUUUUUUUCUGGAGGGGGCAGCCUGAACUAUGGCGUAAAUUCACGGACAUAUAGAAGUGGCCCAUCCUGAUUCCCUGUCUCCUGGAAUGCCUCUCCUCAAUCCCCUCCUUCUGCUACAGGUGCUGCUUCUUCCUAUAUGCAAAACAAGUAUCCUUUAUUUUCUUAAUGAACAGGGAAGAGAAACCCAGAGGAAGGGGUUUUCCACUAGAAUUUUGCCACAGGUUUGGAGGUGAGCACGGCCUGUUUUUAUUUUCUUUUUUAAGUGUGCAGAAGUGAGGGGCAACGGGAAGUGGAAAAGGAAACAAAAAGGUUUCGAUGCUUCCGUUCACAUUUUGUCAAGGAAAGCAAAAAGGCUACUUUUCAUCCAAUUUUAUUGACAAUCAUGUAUCUGCAUCCUUGGUUUUGUUCAGAGUGUGAUAUUUUCUAAAUCGCAUUGUCCACCAUUUAUAAUGGAGUCCGCUUUUUGGUGGAAGCCUGUCAUGUUUUUGUACAUCGGAGGAUGAUUAGUGGUACCUCUGUGACAUUAUACAUCACAGUCUGAGUGUAGACACACAUACACACACACACACACUUGCGUACAAACACACCUAUAUAAAGGCUUCAGAGCAAUGGCAUGUACUGUUUAAGGCUACACUAGGUGUGUGUGAGCUGUAAUACAGCCUUCAAAAGAUGAACCAGGGAAUACCGGGGUGAAUUAGCACCUUCUUCACAUCGCAAUAUGAAAGCCCCGUAUUUCCUGGACUCUGCUGUGGGGAAAGUGUGUGUUUGUGUUUGUGCAUGUGCAUGUGCACAAAAUUCAGACACAUUGGUAGUCCCAUAUUCAUCUCUGUGACUUCACAGAAUAGGGUUUUUGAUUCAUGUAGAUAAGUGGAUGUUUUUCCACAUAGUGACAAAGGGAGUUGAAAUAUAGUUCUGUCACUACUAAGACAGUAUUGGGUGUAGAGGAUAGAUUUUUUUUUCUCCAUGUGUAACUUGUUUAAAUGCAUUGGAAAUUACAGGCAUUGCACUACUUUUAAAUACUUUGAUUUUUCCUCUUUUGCAAAUUCCUUUUUGGCCUAUUCAAAUGGAAUGCUACAAGUCGAAGAUAGAUUUUUUUUUUUUUUUUUUUUUUUUGGUCAUGUUCUGUUCACAGGGUAGAUGAGGGUUGAUUUCCUAGUAGCUAAGUAGCUGAUCAGAACAAUCCAAAAAGUUUAUGUAAAGUCAUUUACACAAAUGUCUCCAUGUUUAUGUGAUUAUUUUAUUAUGAUUCCCAUAGUUUGGGCGCUCUAUACAUGCAGUGUAAUUUAAGAAAUAACUAAACAAAACAGGCUAUCCUUUGUCCCAUGUUUCUAUUCCAGAAAAUUGACUGUUUUUAUUUUUAAUCAAAUUAUACAUGUUAAUCCGUAGGAAUGUCAAUAAUUUGGAUGUUUGAUGCACACCAGUGAGACUAAGGUACAAUGCCCUACAGUGACUGUAAAAAUGCAAGCCAGUGCGUGGCUGUGCUGCCCAGUUCAUUGGGAGGUGGCGCUGAGUCUCCAAUGGCUGAAUGGUGACUGGUUGCCUCAGAAAUGGGUUUUGUUGCAAUCCGAGAUGUGUUGAUUUGUAUAACGAAAUAACAUCAGGGCUUACUCUACAACGCUAUCGAACCCAAAUCACUUAGCCAUGAAAAGUGCCUAAGACAUUACAAGGUUUCCAUUUGAAUUCUUAUUUUAUGAAAAUGUUUUGUGCUUUUUUUUAAGACUUGGAAAUUUCCUUCAUCUACUGCGGGUUGUUGUAGACGUAGACGGGUUGUUUUUUACGCCCAGCGAGAUAUUUGAACGGCCUAGCAAGCCCCCAAGCCCUGAUCAGCUGCACUCAGCAUGGGCUUACACUUAGGCAACACAGACGCUAUGGAAAACGAAAUACACACCCUUUCCCCCUUGUAAUCUGACAGAACCUAACAAAAUCUGCACAUAUCAAAGCUUCAGCAGGUACCCCCUCAAUACAUACACUGAUAAGGAAUAAUAUCCACACACUCUGGUUGCUUUAGCUAACCUUUUAUAUGGCUUUGCAUAAAAAUUCGGUUGAGUUUGACUAUAGUGAGACCCAGAAUACAUACAACAUGACUUGUUUUAAUGGUGCUGAUAUGAAAAUUAUAAUGAAAAUUAUAUAUGAAUUAUAUAUAACUGCAUGGUGCUUUCUAAAAAAGAAAUCUACCACCGUAUCGCUGACAUGGGCGCAUGCCAGAUAAUCUUAGUAUUAACUCUGAAGCUAAAUGCUCCACCUCUUCUUACGACCCUUCUCGAGCAAAGAGCCAAUGACACAGAUGGAUAUUACCUUUGUACCACAUUGGUUUUUAAUUUUAUCCAACAAUCCCUCUUCUAUUUUGCACGAUAUUUUAUGAAACAUAUUAUGUGCCUUGCCUUUAGUUAAGAACAAUAAUACAUAAUUUUAAAGGUAAUUAUUUUGUCUUUUUUGAUAUAAUCAGUUUCACAAAGGAAAAAAAAAAUGCUGCAUGUUCGAUUGCCUGUCAUAUUCAGAUUAAGACUAACAAUUUACCUACAAAAUGAUUUUACCUUCUUCCUCAUUUUAAAGCACCGUAGGUAAAUUUUCAUGGCUUGAAAUCCUCCCUGCAUUUUAACAUUUUGUUACCAUUUGAUUUUACUCAAUUCAUUAGUGUAAUAAGAAAGUAACAAAAUCUAUGAAAUAUGCUGUACCAGGUCUCUCCAUAUCAGCUUUGAGCUGAUGUUUUGAUUCCCUGUUAAUUUUUAGGCUUAUAAUGAUUGUUAUCUUAGAAUGUAUGUUAUCUUGUGUCUCAAUGUCACAACAGAGUUGUGUGUAUAGAAGUGGAGUGGCCAGAUUAUUUUUCAUUAGAGUAAA
Molecule: messenger RNA, 5867 nt
Organism: Myxocyprinus asiaticus (Chinese sucker)
Lineage: Eukaryota; Metazoa; Chordata; Actinopteri; Cypriniformes; Catostomidae
Gene: nfic
Product: nuclear factor I/C
Exons: 14
Coding region: 1189-2697 (502 amino acids)
Biological process (GO): regulation of transcription by RNA polymerase II
Cellular component (GO): nucleus
Molecular function (GO): RNA polymerase II cis-regulatory region sequence-specific DNA binding; DNA-binding transcription factor activity, RNA polymerase II-specific
Source: RefSeq, a predicted model, not a curated record